Molecule: messenger RNA, 9502 nt
Organism: Apus apus (common swift)
Lineage: Eukaryota; Metazoa; Chordata; Aves; Apodiformes; Apodidae
Gene: SOX6
Product: SRY-box transcription factor 6
Exons: 15
Coding region: 435-2807 (790 amino acids)
Biological process (GO): central nervous system development; cell fate commitment; positive regulation of chondrocyte differentiation
Cellular component (GO): nucleus
Molecular function (GO): DNA-binding transcription factor activity, RNA polymerase II-specific; RNA polymerase II cis-regulatory region sequence-specific DNA binding
Source: RefSeq, a predicted model, not a curated record
AGUUCAGCUGUAACUUCCUGGGAGUGUGCUGUCCUAUGAGCCAUCAGACUUUACAGCUUUACAGUUUGUUGAUGCAUUGGUUUACUGGCUCUUAGGUUUAGUAAGUAGUCUUUCAGAGAAAGAAAGUCUUCUUUUAAGCAUUUUUAACUUUUAAACUAAUCUAUUCUUAAAAUUUCUCUUGGCUUAAUUGUCAAGUAGGUACUAUCAUAUGCUUUGUUAUUUUCUUAUUAAAAUGAUCUUAACAGUGUAGGCUUCUUAGUUCAAAAUGGGAGCCCUGCAAAGGGUUAACCAGCAGAGAAUUACAAAUGAACUAUCAGGAAAGUUGAUUAUUAAUCCAACAAGAGAGAAAAUAUCCUUCCAGUUAGCAAGAAUUAGUACCUGAAGAGCUGAUAAUAUUGUUCAGGCUGUCGGUGUGGAAUGGCAAAGCCAGAAGAAUGUCUUCCAAGCAGGCUACCUCUCCAUUUGCAUGUCCAGCUGAUGGAGAGGAAACAAUGACCCAGGACUUAGCAUCACGAGACAAGGAAGAGGGCAACAAUGAUCAGCAUGCGACCUCUCAUCUGCCUCUACAUAAUGUAAUGCACAACAAACCUCACUCUGAGGAGCUACCAACUCUGGUCACAACCAUCCAACAAGACCCUGAGUGGGAUGGAGUCAUCUCAGCCCAACACAGAAUGGAGUCAGAGAGUAAUAAAUUAUGUUCCUUGUAUUCCUUCCGAAAUACCUCUACCUCACCAAACAAGCCCGACGAAGGAGGUCGUGACCGCAGUGAGCUAAUGAGCAGUGUUAAUUUUGGAACACCAGAACGCCGCAAAGGAAGCCUUGCAGAUGUGGUAGACACACUGAAGCAAAAGAAGUUAGAAGAAAUGACCAGGACUGAGCAAGAGGAUUCAUCCUGCAUGGAAAAGCUACUUUCUAAAGACUGGAAGGAGAAGAUGGAAAAAUUAAACACAAGUGAUCUCCUUGGAGAAAUUAAAGGUACACCAGAAAGCCUGGCAGAAAAAGAGCGACAGCUCUCUACCAUGAUCACCCAGCUGAUCAGUUUACGGGAGCAGCUCCUGGCUGCCCAUGAUGAACAGAAAAAGCUGGCAGCCUCACAAAUUGAAAAACAACGGCAGCAAAUGGACCUUGCUCGCCAACAGCAAGAACAGAUCGCAAGACAACAGCAGCAACUUCUGCAACAGCAGCACAAAAUCAAUCUACUGCAGCAGCAAAUUCAGCAGGUUCAGGGUCACAUGCCUCCGCUCAUGAUCCCAAUUUUUCCACACGACCAGCGGACGCUGGCAGCGGCUGCUGCAGCCCAGCAGGGAUUCCUCUUCCCCCCAGGAAUAACUUACAAGCCAGGUGAUAACUACCCUGUGCAGUUCAUUCCAUCAACAAUGGCAGCUGCUGCUGCUUCUGGACUCAGCCCUUUACAGCUCCAGCAACUGUAUGCAGCUCAGCUGGCAAGCAUGCAAGUUUCUCCUGGAACCAAAAUGCCAUCUACUCCACAGCCACCAAAUACGACAGGGGCACUCUCACCCACUGGGAUAAAAAAUGAGAAGAGAGGGACCAGCCCGGUAACUCAAGUGAAGGAUGAAGCAGCCCAGCCACUGAAUCUGUCAGCCCGACCCAAAACAGCUGAACCUGUGAAAUCCCCAACAUCUCCAACACAGAACCUCUUCCCAGCCAAUAAAAGCAGUCCAGUGACAGUAACAAACAAGAGCGGCAUCCCCAGCCCCCUCGGUGGAUCUCUGGGAAGAGGAUCCUCUUUAGAUAUUCUUUCCAGUCUUAAUUCACCUGCCCUAUUUGGGGACCAGGACACAGUAAUGAAAGCCAUUCAGGAGGCUCGAAAAAUGAGAGAGCAGAUCCAAAGGGAGCAGCAGCAGCAGCAGCAGCCGCAUGGUGUUGAUGGAAAAUUGCCCUCCAUGAAUAACAUGGGUCUAAACAACUGCAGGAAUGAAAAGGAGAGAACAAGGUUUGAGAAUUUAGGCCCACAGUUAACAGGGAAACCCAAUGAAGAUGGAAAACUGGGCCCUGGUGUCAUCGAUCUUACAAGGCCGGAGGAUGCAGAAGGAAGUAAAGCAAUGAAUGGCUCUGCAGCUAAACUACAGCAGUAUUAUUGUUGGCCAACAGGAGGUGCCACUGUGGCUGAAGCUCGAGUCUACCGGGAUUCGCGGGGCCGAGCCAGCAGCGAACCACACAUCAAACGACCAAUGAAUGCUUUCAUGGUUUGGGCAAAGGAUGAGCGUCGAAAAAUUCUCCAAGCCUUCCCUGAUAUGCACAACUCCAACAUCAGCAAAAUCCUAGGAUCUCGCUGGAAGUCCAUGUCAAAUCAAGAGAAACAACCUUAUUAUGAAGAGCAGGCACGGCUAAGUAAAAUCCACCUAGAAAAGUAUCCUAAUUACAAAUACAAACCUCGACCAAAACGUACCUGCAUUGUUGAUGGAAAGAAACUGCGUAUUGGUGAAUACAAACAACUGAUGAGGUCUCGAAGACAGGAGAUGAGGCAGUUUUUUACCGUAGGACAACAGCCUCAAAUUCCAAUCACCACAGGAACGGGGGUUGUCUAUCCUGGUGCUAUAACCAUGGCGACUACCACACCAUCACCUCAGAUGACAUCAGAUUGCUCAAGCACCUCUGCCAGCCCUGAGCCCAGCAUCCCCGUCAUUCAGAGCACUUAUGGUAUGAAGACGGACAGCGGAAGCCUUGCUGGAAAUGAAAUGAUAAAUGGAGAGGAUGAAAUAGAAAUGUAUGAGGACUAUGAGGAUGAUCCCAAAUCAGACUAUAGUAGUGAAAACGAAGCCCAUGAGGCAGUCAGUGCCAACUGAGGAGUGUUCACAGAAUUCAAGUACUCAGACUCAUUUGGAUUUUUGGGGGGUUUUUUUGAACAAAAGUUCUUAAAGAGCCUGCAUGCAUGUGUGGCUCUUACAGUUACAUCAGCAGAAUGGUCUUAAAUGUUUCUUAAUGUGUGAGACAGAUUGUUUCCCUAAUUUUUCAUGAACUUGGGUUUUUUGUUGGUUUGGUUGUUGUUUUUUUUGUUUGUUUGUUGUUGGUUUUUUUUGUUGGGUUUUUUUUAAUUUAGAUGAAGACAUAUUAAAUAUCAGACAUCAGGACUUGAAAACUUAUACGAAUCAAUAGCUGUCUUACAAGUCUUACCUUUUGUCUUUUUCCUUUUGGAUGCUGAUAAAGGUUUAAGUUACUGUUUUAGAUGGGGGUUUUACAUUCUCACUCAGGUAUGCUGUGCCAGCCUACAGGUUGUGAAUGUGUUUUAUUCUGGAUUAUUUUAGAAAACAAAACCUGCAGAUUUCAUAUGGUGAAACAGAACAAGUCCACAAGUGUGCACAUCUGUGCAUCAUAGCUCGUCUUUAAAAAAUAGUCUCAGAAUUCCAUUUUUUUUUUUCAUUUGUAUAGCUGAACUUCUGAUGUGCCAAACUUUUCAUAACUUUGAAUCUUAACAUUAAAAAAAAAAAGUCUUAAAGGAGACACUGUAAAGUCUUAGACAAUCCUUUGGCAUCUUAAAAAAUUACAUAGAAAACCUAAUUUUUUCCAGAAUAUGGUAAAGUACUCAGGAAUCUGGAGACAGGAUAUUCUUAAGUAGUGAACAUGGUUGCCAUAGUGCAUGUGCCCAAUUGCUUUUGCCUCUUGAUGUGCCAUUAGUGUGAAAUUUUAAGUAAGCACAAAGGAGCGAUCACCAGCUAUGGACGGGCCUGUCUUAGCAGUGUGAGGCCACCUCUGAUUACAUUCUCUACCCCUUUGCUUUCAACCCUUGCAUUCAGUCUUAACACAUUUUCUCUUAAUUUAUUCAUUCCAGAAUGUCAAGGGUCCAAAUACUUAAUAUUUAUUUUUAAAAGUACUGUUGGUGGCGUUACACUUACAAUUCCUUAUUGAUAUUCUAAAGAGCCCCUUCUUUCUCCUCCCCUGAAUUACACAAGUAUAUGAAAAUAGAAGUGCACCUGCUACUAAAAUGAACAUGACUUUUAUGAAUGAGAAAUUCUGUUGUUCCUGUAACACUGUAUGUUCGAAGAGCACUUGGAAAUACUCUGCUAUAUGUAAUGCAAAAUAAAGUGAGUACUUUUAUAUGUACAUACAGGACAAAUAUUCCUAAAAAAGUGUGGUUAUAGUUAUAAACCUCUAUACUUAGACAGCAAAGGCAGAUUUAAAAUCCAACCUGCAUGUAGAGUCCACCAUGAUGAAUUUUUAGGGCCUGUAGAAUUCUGCAGUGAAACAUGGCUCUGUACAUUAUGUUCCUGUUGUCACCCGAAGGAACUGUUUGCUACUUGAAGUAUUUAUGCAGUGAUUUAUAUGUGAGACUCUUAUUGGGGGAGGGAAGGCCACACAAAUAUCUGACUUGCAAAGCUGGGAAAAUGGUGCAUCAAACAUAUUUAUUGAAUAUUAGGUGUGUGGGAAUGUGAGCCAAAUCCUGAUGAAUACUUGUCAAGUGCUUUAGGAUCUUUAGAAACUAAAUUCUUUAUUUGUGUUACUACUAGAAACAAUGCAAUUGUUGGAGAAAAUUCUGGGAAAUAUACAACAGAGAGAUAUUAGGAGAUUGCCAAUUUAUUAAAUUUAAGAGACAAAGAAGGAAUUGCCUUUAUUUUUUCCCCUCCGACUCCACUCCUGUUCACGAAUACAUCACUGCAUCUAUAUGCAGAUCCAACAGGCCUGAUGAAUACAUGUCCUGAAGUUCCUCAAUGUCCUCAGCUUUUGUUUUGAGUUGGAUAUGUUCAGCACAUUGCUGAUAGACUCAGGCUGAGAGGUAGGAGUGAGCCUAGAGCAGCUCCUCUUGAAGUCUGUGGAAAUCUUCCCACAGAGCUGAAUGGACUUUGCUUAGGACCCAGGCAACAAAAGAAGUAUAUAGUCUUAAUGCUGGCUAUCCUCAUGCUAUCAUCCUAUCUUAGAGAAAUUCAUGUGAGGUUUAAUGACAAGAUGCUGUGCCAGGAACAGUAAUUUUCCUGAUAGCCCCACUAAUACCUAUUUGAGCAGAGGUAGCCAUUGUUGCCACUGUAGGAAUCACAUUUAAAUGUGCAAAAACAGCCCCCAAGACAAAUAAAUUAUUCCACUUACAGGACAAUUUAUGAAGAUAAUGGCAUAGAAGCACAGUGGUAAAAUUUCUCUGACCAUUAUAUAAUUUGGAUCAAAAUGCUAUAUUUUUAAUAUUUAUUUAAAUGUGUUAGUCCAUGUCUAAUAAGCAAUAAACUGGUCUAGUCAAGACUUUAAAGGCAUAUGCUGUGUCAUUAGCUGGUGAGUGCCCUCUUUAAGCUGGCUAAGGUACUGAUUGAAAGUGGGUUUUGUUCUUAUAAUUGCUUUGGAAUUGGAACUGUUUUUAAUACAUUCAGCUCAGACUGGGGGGAGAAUACCAUUAUUUCCUAAAAAAAAUACUAUUUAUUAAUGUCUUACAUAAUUCUCCAGUUAGAAGUAUGUCUCCCUCCCCCCAUGUCACUUUCUCUCUUGCUCUCUUUUUUUCUGGUUUUGUUGCAUAGCUAGAAUGCUGUAUUGCUAGCAUUGUAUUUUAUGAAUUUUUUAAUUUUUUUUUUGCACAAAGGCAAACAUUUAGAUUAGUUUGUUAAUUUUUUUUAAUUUUAUGACCAUGCCAAAAUAAUAUUCUGCAGGCUUGUGGAGAACAAAGGACUGUUCUUUAGGACUGAAACUUGAUUUUGCUUGUAGUACAAAAACACACACUCACAGAUGUUGUUUCGUAAGUGUUAUAAGCACUGGAUAUAAAUGGUAUUUUUUAUCACUUCUGACUAAUGUGAAACUGUUGUACGACAACUACAUGAACAAAAGUCAUCUGUUUCGACUCGUGUGGGCCUGCCUCACAGUUGCCGGAUUUGAGUCAUUUUUAUGUCUUGUUAUUUCAUUUAUUUAUGCAAAAUACAUGUAUGUAUGAACACUUUGUUUUAGCUCCAGCCCUGCCUCAAUGCUGAUGCUCUGUAUGUUAAAGCCACAUUCUUGAAAAUGACUGGCUAUUCAGGAAUCACCAGCCGGUAAAAAAAUUGCAUUUAUUGGCUGGGGGAGUGGGAGGAACUUAUUUGAAUCUGAAUUGUGCAUAUGAGCAUUUUAUUCUAUUUAUUAGCCGACAUUGGCUCUAAAAUGUCAGUAGAAAUCAAGGAAGGACAAUCAUAAGGAUAAAACCCAACAUUUUUACUUUAUUAAUCGGAGCUCAAAACAAAGUUUUUGAUGAAUUUACCAUCUCAUUUUAGAAUUUUUUUAAAUUGUGUAAAUAUAACAUAGGAAAUAGAAUUUUAUUUUUUGUUCAUGGAUACUUAGUGAAGUAUAAGUUAUGUAUUUACUUUUGUUCUAUAUCAGUGUAUGUUGGUCCAUAUUAAAUGCUGACAAGUCACUGUACCUCAUGUAGAUGCUGAAUUUACACCCGCAGUGUGAGCGCAGUAUUGUGGACCUGUAGCUGGGACAGCAAGAUGCCUCACUUGUGCUCUCACUGAUUUUUAAUAGCAUAUUCCACAAAGACAGAAUACUUUGGUACCUUAAACAUACCAAAUUUCUGAUCCAUUUUAUAGGAAACACAGUCUUCUGAGUCCAAGUAAAAAUGAUGCGAUAUUUUACUUCUUUACAAGAAUGGCAUUUGGAAGUCAAAAGUACAUCCCUGGAAAGAUUAUCAUUACUAAGAUGGCCCUUGCAAUGCAUUCACGACUUAAGAAAAUCAAACCUUUCUUUUCUACAUUCACUAAAUCAUGUUAUUGUCAUAUUAGGCUACAAUACCAGGGGAAAUUGUCCCCACAAUACACAAGGAGGACUUGUGGAAUCCCUUGUUUAGCAUUGUCUUUGAGCUUCCCUUAUUAACUCUGACUGAAAAAAAAUAACAACUCAAUUCAGGUAAUGCACAGCUAUAGUAAUACUAUUUUCUCUGCAAACAGACAGUGUAUUUAAUUAACAGAUACAAUAUAUUUUCUUUUUGGAAGAUUAUAAAGUACUUAUUUUCAAGAGCAUAACACUCCCAAAACAGUGUGAUACCAGCUAGAAAAGUUCACUUCAUCUUUAAAAAAAAAAAAGGAAAAUAAAAGACUUAAUGGAAACAGAACUGUUUUCCAGGGUUCGGGUUUACAUGGAGAAAUGACUCUGAUGAAGUGGCCCAGUUCUGGUCUGCCUGUAUGUUUGGGCAUCACCAUUAAGCUUGCAAAACCUCCUGCUGAGAAUACAUGCAACGUGGUCCUAAGUCAGUGUACUCAGGUGCAGCAUGAGGCAGGGGAAGGGCAAAAGAUGGGAUUGCUCCAGGAUGAGAAUGCAAAACAAAGAACAGCAUUAGUCACAAUAAAUACAUCCCCUGUGCCAGGUGUACAGCAGUCAGCUGUGGGCAGUUCGUGCUUUGAGUACAAACACAACAACCUCCCAGUGCAAUCUAAAACAUAGUCCUCUCUCUGGGUUGCUUUCUGGUUUUAUUUUUUGGUCAUAUUGAAGACAUGGCAUUUCAAAAAUCAUUCCCUAGCAAAACAAACUACAAGGUGAACACCUUCAUCCUCCCCCAGCAAAACACUUAUCUACCUGCUUAAUAUUAAGCACGUUAGCACUUCCAUAGCGGUCAUGAGGACCAGUAAAGCGUUGGUGUUAAGCGGGGCAGAAUUUGCUGAGCCAGGGCCACAAUGCAAACAACUGCAGUGGAGAUGCAGCCAGUAGAAUGUAUGAUAAGAGUUCUUCAUGUUUUUAAGAAAAGUAAAUGAGUGGGCUUCGAGCCUUGGUGUUUUGCAUGCUUUUUUAAGAUUCAAGAUGGCACUUAAGCAUGUUCUUUUAAAAGAAUAAUACUAUAUGACCACAUUCGAUCUUUUACAAAACACUCUUUUUCCUUUUAAAAAAACACUUCUCCCAACCCUUUUUUAAAUUGUAACCCAUUAAUAUCUGUGAUUUUUCUCAGAUCAGUCUACAUUUUUGAUAUACUGUAAUGUCCGCUACAGAAGGAGAAAAAAUGUAUAUGCAAAUAUAUUUCAUUUUAAUCCAUCACCCUUUUUUAACCACCACAUUUGCUGGAAAUUGCAACAAAGAAGUAUUCUAAGAUUUCACACGCUGGGUAGAAAGGGGGGGUGGGGUGGGGUGAACUGGGCUAAAGGAAAACUUAUCAAAUUGGUAUUUAUGGCAAUAUGAAAGCUAUAAAGCAACUUAGUGACAUGGCUUGCUUUGUAAUUUCCGCUUUCUAAAAACCACAAGUGAGGUCCUUGGUGCUCUUGGAGUAUGGGGAAUGUGCAAAUAUUUAACUGUUUGUAUGCUGCACAUUGCAGACCUGCUAGUGUGCAUUCUCCGUUUGUCUUCCUUUGUCAUUUGUGUUUUGCUUUCUAGAAAGCAACGUGUUUUUUUUUUCUUGUACCCUUCUUCAGCUUGUAGCAAACUAGAAUGCUUAGCUUUUCUGUUCAUUCAUUAUUGUAUUUCCCAUGUAAAAAUUUUUUUAUUACAUUAAGACAAGCUUAUAAGCUGUUACUACAUAACUUAUCUUACUGUAACUCUUAUUUCCUGACAUUGUAAUUUGUUUGUGAUGUAUAUUGUGAGAUUGUACUCUAUGUUAAUUUAAUCAGCACAAUUCACUGACAUGCUGGACUGACAUGCUAGCUGCUGUUUCAAAUUGUAAAGUUUGUGUAGAGCUGUUGGGACAACUGAGACUCUCUUGUCAAGGUACUAUGCUUUGAUUCCUAUAGCAACACUGUGGGUGCAGCUUUUAACGGCGAGGGCUGCUCGUUGGACACCCACUGGCUAACUUAAUGGGCAGGUUUUCUUUGUAGAAAUUCUAUAUACGAUGCAGGUACCUACCUGGGCCCAGGGCCGGUAAUUAUUUGGGCGUUUAGAGGAAAAACUAGUGUCUAUUGCUGCUUUGAAUAUGUUUUAAAGUCUGAAAAUGUAAAUAGUUUAUCAAAAAAAAUCUUGUACAGUCCAGUGUAAAGUUUUUAAAUGAACUUAAAGGUUGCCAUCACAUCUCACACUCUCCUCUUGAUACAGUAAAAAAAAAAAAGAAAGAAAAAAGUUUGCUAAGGAGACUGAUUUAAAAAAAAAAAUCUGUUCUCAAUUUAAAAAAGAGAAUAAUUAUUCUUAGCUCUGCUUCAUUGCAUAAACAGACUUCUUGGAUUUUGAUGUGCAGUAUUGACGUGAGGUAAAUUAAAUAUUAAAUAACCUUUCAGUGGUACUUUUAAGAGUCUUCUCCUCCUCUGCCUCAGUUAUUAAUGGAAAAGACAAAAUUGAAAGAUGCUGUCCAUAUACAGUAUGUUCUGGUGUACAUUGGCACCUUACCUACAUGUUUUGGGUGGGGGGGAAUUUUUUUUAGGGUUUUUUUGGUUUGGUUUUGUUUUGGUUUUUUUUUGUUUUUUUUUUUUUUGCACAAGGUGCUUUCCUGAUAUGUUAAACAUGUCAUCCUUGGGUGAUACAGUAUAUGCCAUGAUAGGGGUUUAGACCCCUCAGGGGAGUGUCUAUAAGACUGCCUAUUUAUGCUCAUUUACCUCAAGACUGUCCUCUCUACCCUUAAUCUAUUCACCAUCACUCCAUCUUUUGUACUGCUGUUGACACUUACAAAUUAAAGAUAAAUUUUGUUUUAUGA